This is a messenger RNA of Letharia columbiana, 330 nucleotides long. RefSeq lists its product as uncharacterized. The coding region runs from base 1 to 330 and encodes 109 amino acids. Lineage: Eukaryota; Fungi; Ascomycota; Lecanoromycetes; Lecanorales; Parmeliaceae. The record is from RefSeq and is a predicted model, not a curated record. The transcript has a single exon.
AUGCCCAAGGCCUCGACCAGCUUCUCCCACAUGCCAGCUCCGUCAAAGAAAGUGUCCUUUGGCGCGCACAAGAGGUAUUCUGAGGUUCAACAGAUGGCUAUGGAACAUCUGGCUUGGUGCAAUUGCGAAAUGGCACCGCAGUUUGAGAGCAGUAACGCUACUGCGGAGAGCAAGACGGACCUUUGGAAAGAAGGUUGGAAGCGGCAUCAUGAGAGCUGGAAUAUCAUUGAGAGUAUGUUGGGUGCGAAAGUGAAUCGGUCUCGGAAGCAUGGUGGCCAGCGUGCGAGCUGCCCGCAAAUUUCACAGUUUGUGACUUCAGCGCAGGCAUAG